Messenger RNA from Megalops cyprinoides (Indo-Pacific tarpon), 6459 nucleotides. RefSeq names its product HEAT repeat containing 5B (gene heatr5b). Lineage: Eukaryota; Metazoa; Chordata; Actinopteri; Elopiformes; Megalopidae. The record is from RefSeq and is a predicted model, not a curated record. Bases 123 to 6335 code for a protein of 2070 amino acids. Gene Ontology annotation, cellular component: endocytic vesicle; Golgi apparatus; membrane. Gene Ontology annotation, biological process: retrograde transport, endosome to Golgi; intracellular protein localization; endocytosis. The transcript has 36 exons.
CGAAAGUGGUAGCAGCCAGCUAGCAGACAUCGAGUGCUGGACGAACAGGGUAAAGCUAUUUGACUGGGUGUUCUGCAAAGGAACCCUACUUUCUCGGUUGUUGCUGCUUGCGGUGUCUUCCAAUGGAGCUGGCUCACAGUUUGCUGCUCAAUGAAGAUGCCCUGGCUCAGAUCACUGAGGCCAAGAGGCCUGUCUUCAUCUUUGAAUGGCUCCGCUUCUUGGAUAAAGUUCUCGUUGCAGCAAAUAAGGUGGAUGUAAAGGAGAAGCAGAAGAAGCUGGUGGAGCAGCUCACAGGUCUCAUCAGUAGUGCCCCGGGGCCCCCCACCCGCAAACUGCUGGCCAAAAACUUGGCCACCCUCUACAGCAUCGGGGACACCUUCACUGUCUUCCAGACCCUGGACAAGUGCAAUGACAUCAUCAAGAGCAAGGAUGACACUCCUGCCUACCUGCCCACCAAACUCGCUGCGGUGGCGUGUGUCGGGGCCUUCUAUGAGAAAAUGGGCCGGAUGCUGGGCAGCUCCUUCCCUGAGACCAUCAACAACCUCCUGAAGGCAUUGAAAAGUGCAGAGUCCCAGGGUCGUGGGGAGAUCCUGCUCAGCCUUCAGAAGGUGCUGAGUGGGCUCGGGGGGGCAGCAGCCUCCUGUCAUCGGGACAUCUACAAGAACGCCAGAUCCUUACUGACUGACAGGUCCAUGGCCGUCAGGUGUGCAGUUGCCAAGUGCUUGCUGGAGCUGCAGAACGAGGCUGUGUUCAUGUGGACCACAGAGCUGGAAAAUGUGGCUACCCUGUGCUUCAAGGCCCUGGAAGGGUCCAACUACGGGGUGCGAGUGGCUGUGUCCAAGCUGCUGGGGACAGUGAUGGCCACUGCUUUGUUGCCCAAGCAAGCUGCUGUGAUGCGUCAGAAUGUCAAGAAGGCCACGCUGGAAGAGGUGCUGGAGCUGAUGGCCACAGGCUUCCUGCGGGGCGGGUCUGGCUUCCUGAAGAGCGGGGGCGAGAUGCUGAAGGGCGGCGGCUCUGUCAGCAGGGAGGUGCGGGUGGGCGUCACACAGGCUUACGUUGUGUUCGUGACCACGCUGGGCGGGCAGUGGCUGGAGCGCAACUUCGCCACCUUCCUGUCCCACGUGCUGGACCUGGUGUCGCACCCGCGGGCCACGCAGACGCACGUGGAGGCGGUGUACUCGCGCCGCUGCGUCUCCUUCAUGCUGCGCGCCACGCUCGGCGGCCUGCUGGGGGAGAAGGCCCAGAUCGCCGCCGGCAAGGAGAUCUGCCAGGCCAUCGCCAAGCAGAUGAGGGCUGUUGGUAAGGAGGUGGUUGAUGGGGGGGAAAUAUCCAGGUUCAGAGCAUUACAGAAGGCGGUGGUGAACGACACCAGCAGCGAGAACAAGGCGGGCGCUGCAGACGUGUCCGCCAGCCAGCACGUGAUGGUGUGCGCUCUGAAGGAGCUGGGCAGCCUGGUGCAGAGCCUGAGCGCCACGGCCUCGCCCCUCAUCCAGGAGCCCUCCAUCGGUCUCCUGGAAACGGUGACGUCGGUGCUGCUGCACCCCAGCAUGGCCGCCCGGCUGGCGGCCGCCUGGUGCCUGCGGUGCGUUGCCGUGGCGCUGCCCUAUCAGCUCACCCCGCUGCUGGACCGCUGUGCGGAGCGGAUCAAUAACCUGAAGACCUCCCCCGAGGCUGUGAGCGGAUACAGCUUCGCCAUGGCCGCUCUGCUGGGGGGUGUGCACCAGUGCCCUCUGGGCAUCCCCCACUCCAAGGGCAAGAUGGUGGUGAGCAUUGCAGAGGACCUUCUCCGCACGGCGGCCCAGAAUAGCCGUCUCUCUCUCCAGCGCACCCAGGCUGGCUGGCUGCUCCUGGGGGCUCUCAUGACUCUGGGCCCCUCCCUGGUCCGCUACCACCUGCCCAAGAUGCUGCUGCUGUGGCGGAACGUGUUCCCGCGCUCCCAGAAGGAGCUGGAGGCGGAGAAGGCCCGGGGAGACUCCUUCACCUGGCAGGUCACCCUGGAGGGCCGCGCUGGGGCGCUGUGCGCUAUGCGGAGCUUUGUGGCCCACUGCCCUGAGCUCCUCACAGAGGAUGUGAUCCGAAGGCUGAUGACCCCCAUCGAGUGUGCCAUGACCAUGAUGUCACAUGUACCUGCGGUGAUCAAGGUCCACGGAGCUCACCUCAAGGCCAGUGCUGCAAUGGUGAGGCUGAGGCUGUAUGACAUCCUGGCCCUUUUACCCCCCAAGACAUAUGAAGGGAGCUUCAACGCCCUCCUGAGGGAGCUGGUGGCAGAGUUCACCCUGACGGACAACUCGGCCAACACCACCACCUCGCUGCUGCGCUCGCUCUGUCACUAUGACGACAGUGUGCUGAUGGGCUCCUGGCUGCAGGAGACUGACCACAAGUCCAUUGAGGAUCAGCUGCAGCCUAACAGUGCGUCAGGCAGCGGAGCUCUGGAGCACGACCCCUCCUCCAUCUACCUUCGCGUCCCUGUGGGCGAGGCAAUCCCUGGUCCGCUGCCGCUCGGCGUCUCCGUCAUCGACGCGUCCGUGGCACUCUUCGGGGUGGUCUUCCCUCACGUCUCCUUCAAACACAGGCUGCAGAUGCUGGACCACUUUGCAGAGUGCAUCAAGCAGGCCAAGGGCGUCCGGCAGCAGGCUGUUCAGCUGAACAUCUUCACAGCCGUCCUGAGCGCACUCAAGGGCCUGGCAGAGAACAAGAGCAGCCUGGGCCCGGAGGAGGUGCGCAAGUCCGCGCUGGCGCUGGUUAUGGGGGCGCUAGACAACCCUAACCCCAUCCUGAGGUGUGCUGCAGGGGAGGCGUUGGGGCGCAUGGCGCAAGUGGUCGGAGAAGCCACCUUCAUCGCCAGGAUGGCCCAGUACAGCUUCGACAAGCUGAAGUCUGCACGGGAUGUGGUGUCCAGGACAGGCCACUCUCUGGCUCUGGGCUGCCUGCAUCGUUAUGUGGGUGGCAUCGGGUCUGGCCAGCACCUGAAGACCAGCGUCAGCAUCCUGCUGGCCUUGGCCCAGGACGGGACCUCUCACGAGGUGCAGACAUGGGCGCUUCACUCCCUGGCUCUGAUCGUGGACUCCAGCGGGCCGAUGUACCGGGGCUACGUGGAGCCCACCCUGUCCCUGGUCCUCACCCUGCUGCUCACCGUGCCUCCGUCCCACACGGAGGUGCACCAGUGCCUCGGCCGCUGCCUGGGGGCCCUCAUCACUACUGUGGGGCCAGAGCUACAAGGUAACAGCGCCACCAUCUCCACCAUCCGCUCCUCCUGCCUGGUGGGAUGUGCCAUCAUGCAGGACCACUCGGAUUCCCUGGUGCAGGCGGCCGCCAUCUCCUGCCUGCAGCAGCUGCACAUGUUCGCCCCGCGCCACGUCAACCUGUCCAGCCUGGUGCCCUGCCUCUGUGUGCACCUGUGCAGCUCCCACCUGCUGCUGCGGCGCGCGGCCGUGGCGUGUCUGCGGCAGCUGGCACAGAGGGAGGCGGCCGAGGUGUGCGAGUACGCCAUGAGUCUGGCCAAGAAGGCCGGGGACAGCAAGGACAGCACCGCCAUCAACCUGAACAUCACGGAGACUGGCCUGGAGGGGGUUCUGUUCGGCAUGCUGGACCGAGAGACGGACAGGAAGCUGUGCUCGGACAUCCACGACACCCUGGGCCACAUGCUGUCCUCCCUGGCCGUGGAGAAGCUGUCCCACUGGCUGAAGCUGUGCAAGGACGUCCUGGCGGCCUCCACAGAGGUGGGCGGGGCGAUGGGCCUGGAGGUGGGGAAGGAGGAGGAGGACUCUGAGAAGAAGGAUGAGAUGGACGACGACACCAUGUUCACGGCCCUGGGGGAGGAUGACAAAUCCAAGCCCUCCGUCGCCCCCCGCUGGGUGACGCGUGUGUUUGCGGCCGACUGCUUGUGUCGCAUCAUACUGCUGUGUGAGAAUGCGGACAAGGCGCACUUCGAUCUGGCCGCCGCCCGCUCUGCCAAGGCCAAGAACCCUAAAGGUGACCUGCUGGUCCUGCAUCUCUCGGACCUGAUCCGCAUGGCCUUCAUGGCCGCCACUGACCACAGCAACCAGCUGCGCAUGGCAGGCCUGCAGGCCCUGGAGGACAUCAUCAAGAAGUUUGCCGCCGUGCCUGAGCCCGAGUUCCCCGGGCACGUCAUCCUGGAGCAGUACCAGGCCAAUGUUGGAGCCGCCCUGCGACCGGCAUUCUCGCCUGACACGCCCUCUGACAUCACUGCCAAGGCCUGCCAGGUGUGCAGCACCUGGAUCGGCAGCGGUGUGGUCAGCGACCUCAAUGACCUGCGGCGCGUCCACAACCUGCUGGUGUCCUCGCUGGACAAGGUGCAGGCUGGGAAGGGCUCGUCCAGCCAGCUGUACAGUGAGAGUGCCACCACCAUGGAGAAGCUGGCGGUGCUGAAGGCCUGGGCCGAGGUGUACGUAGUUGCCAUGAAGAUCAAAAAGGAGGCGGAGAAUCGGCCGGCUCGGGCGCCGCGGGGCAGCGAGGAGGACGAGGACGACCUGGGCGGGGACGCGGACGUGCUGCCCCCGGACAGCCUGAUCACGCUGGUGCAGCCGGAGCUGCCCUCCCUCAGCAGGCUGUGGCUGGCGGCCCUGCGGGACUACGCCCUGCUCACUCUGCCCGCCGAGUUCGCCAGCCAGCUGCCCCCCGACGGAGGGGCGUUCUACACCCCCGAGACGAUUGACACGGCACGCCUGCACUACCGCAGCUCCUGGGCGCCCGUCCUGCACGCCGUGGCUCUCUGGCUCAGCAGCACAGGCUUCGGAGCCAACGAGGGACCCGAUGACGCCUCAGCUGUCCCCUCCAGGGGCCCCGGGGCCUCGGGUUACCCCCAGGGCACUCCCGCCACAGCCAAGAAUCAGGAGGAGCUGGUGAAAGACAGAAUGCAUCUGCUCCUAGGUGUCAGCAUCGAGUUCCUGUGUUUCCCCCGGCCAGAGGAGCCCAUUGAACAUGUCAUGUCCUGCCUGCAGGCCCUGUGCACCCUGCUGGGCUCGCCCUGUGCCCGCACACACAUUGCAGAGGACCAGCUUUUGGGCGUGGAGCUGCUCAACGUGCUGCACCGCCUGCUGCUGACCCGGGACCCCCCCGCCGUGCAGCUGCAGGUCACGGCUGUGGUGCAGGACACCAUCCGCGCCGCGCAGGACCACCUGCAGCAGCAGAGGGCCUGUAAGAGUAAAGAGGAUGCCAGCGAGAAGGAUGCAGUGUCGACGCUGGGGGAGGGGGGUGAGACGGGUGAGCUCCAGCCCGGAAAGUCCCUGGUGUAUGCUGCCAUGGAGCUGCUAGUGUUCAUCCUGGUGCGCCACCUCCCCCAGCUCAACACCCGGGUCACCGACUCGCCCAGUCACCUGCCCUACAAGCAACAGCGUCUGUCCGAGGACAGCACCCGCCUGGUGGCCGCCACCGUCUCCAUCCUGGCUGAUCUGCCCUCCCUGUGCUCCCCGGCGGGCAGCAUGACCAUUUUACCCACAAUCCUCUUCCUGAUCACGGGGGUCCUGCGGGAGACGGCAGUGAAGACCGCUGAUAACUCGGUGCCGCCUCCAGUCUCAGCUGCUCUUCAGGGCAUAAAGACCAUCAUCACCUCUCCGCUGGCGCGAGUGGAAAAGACCCACAAACAGUGGACCGGGCUGGUGAGGAGCAGUCUGGCCUCUGUACUGGAGUACUCCCAGCCAGACGACUCCAGGCCCAACGUGGACGAGGUCAGCAUGCUGACAGCCAUCACCCUCUUCUUGCUGUCGGCAGGGGCGGAGGUGGUGGGGGUCACGUCCCUGCAGAAGGGCUGCAUGGACCGCUUCCGGAACGCUCUCAACUCCAGCGACCCCUGGGUGCAGGCUAAGUGCUACCAGCUCCUGCUGUCGGUGUUCCAGCACUCCAGCCGCGCCCUGUCCACGCCCUACAUCCACGCCCUGGCGCCGCUCAUGGUGGAGAAGCUGAAGGGCGUGGAGCGCAGCCGCCCCAGCAGCGCCACCGAGCUGCAGGCCGUGCAGGAGGGCAUCAAGGUGCUGGAGAGCCUGGUGGCCAUGGGCGAGGAGCAGAACCGUGUGCAGCUGCUAGCCCUGCUGGUGCCCACCCUGAUCUCAUACCUGCUGGACGAGAACGCCUUCUCCUCCGCCCCCCCGGCCUCCAAGGGCCUCCACGACUUCGCCCUGCAGGACCUGAUGCGCAUUGGGCCCCUGUAUCCCGCCGCCUUCAAGACUGUGAUCGGGGCGGCGCCGGAGCUGAAGACCCGCCUGGAGACAGCCAUCCUGGCCAAUCAGGCCAGCAGCAAGGCCAAGGCAGCAGCCAGGCAGGCACAGCCCGCCGUGCAGGCUGCGCCCACCAUCAAGCUCAAGACCAGCUUUUUCUAAGCAUGCCUUUCUCUCACUCACUGCCUGUCCUAUCUGUGUUCGCUCUGAAGCACAGUCCUAAAUAUGAAGCGCUCCCCUAACUUCCUGUUUUUCCCCCUCCUCCAUUUUAUUUAUUAUUUUUCCA